Messenger RNA from Stegastes partitus (bicolor damselfish), 1445 nucleotides. RefSeq names its product 3-mercaptopyruvate sulfurtransferase-like. The record is from RefSeq and is a predicted model, not a curated record. Bases 78 to 758 code for a protein of 226 amino acids. Lineage: Eukaryota; Metazoa; Chordata; Actinopteri; Pomacentridae. The transcript is spliced from 5 exons. Gene Ontology annotation, molecular function: thiosulfate-cyanide sulfurtransferase activity. Gene Ontology annotation, cellular component: mitochondrion.
GGCGCGCUGAACGAGCCGAACUCGCUGCAGUCGUACACGACGACGUGCGUGUCGUUGCCGAUACCGAGAUCUCCGUCAUGGCGGCUCAGACUCGAGCUCUGGUCUCCGCUCAGUGGCUCAUUAACGCCGUCAGAACCAACCAGGUGGGUCCGAAGCUGCGCGUCCUGGACGCCUCGUAUCACCUGCCGCACAUGAACCGGGACCCCAAAGCGGAAUGUGGACCUUCUGCUGAGUCGGUGUCGGUGCUGGACGGAGGGAUGCGGGGCUGGACGGCUGCCGGCGGGCCGCUCACUGCGGAGUCCUGCCGGCCGGAGCGGACCGACUUCAGGGCGACUCUGGACCGGGCCUGGGUGAAGAGCUACGAGGAGGUUCUGGAGAACGUCCGGACCAGACGGGUCCAGGUGGUGGACACCAGGUUUGAGGGCCGGUACCGGGGCACCGAGCCGGAGUUCAGAGACGACGUCCUGCCUGGACAUUUCCCCGGAGCCAUCAACAUGCCGUUCACCAGCUUCCUGGAUGAAGGUGGGAAGAUGCAUGGACCUGAGCGUCUGUCGGAGCUGUUCAGAGAGGCAGGCGUGGACCUGAAGCAGCCGCUCUGGGCUACCUGUGGCUCAGGUGUGACGGCCUGUCAGGUGGCUCUGGCUGCUCACCUGCUCGGACACCCCGGGGUUUGCAUCUACGACGGGUCCUGGUAUGAGUUUUUCAAGAAGGCGUCUCCAGAGUUCAUCAUCUCCGAGUGGGAGGCCAAGAAGGUCUGAAGCAGCCGGAUGAUGCUGGAACCACCCAGAAGAGAAAUGCUGCUGGAUUCUGAUUUUUACUGGAGCAGAGGAAACAGAGGUUGUUGGUGGUUGUUAUCAAAACGGGCUGCAGAGCUGUGAGACGCUGACGUGUUUCUGAAAGCAACCACAAAAGAUGGAAAACAGCAACUGAACAAAGCAGCGAGUUAAACGCCUCAAAGAGCAACAGAGCCGCACAGGACUGGAACCUCACAAGUCACGUGACUCGGAUGUGGGCCAAUAACAACCAACAGAACACGUAAACAUCUCACAGUUUUAAAGCCUGUCACGUAGCGUUGAUAUGUGUUGAAAGUGCUCCAGAUCUGAAACAGUCCAGUGCCUCAAACCUGCAUUCUCUGUGGCUGCCAGCAGGGGGCGACUCCUAUUCAUGUAAACAGAGCCUUAUUAUGAUUAAGCUAAAAACAAUCACGUUUAAAGUUCUGAGCACGAGUUUGUACAAGAUUUUACUUCACAUUGACGAAGAGAACAAGCUGCUGACCUCAGACGGUCAACAUGUGCUGCUUCUGCUGCAGCUGUCCUACCUGAUGAUUAUAUUUUUGAUAUGAUAUUUUAUAUGAUAUCGCACACAAUUCACAUUAAUGUCCGACACGGGAUGUGAUUUUAUUCAAAUGCUUCAGUAUUAUUAAUAAAUUUUGCUUGAAAAAGAGA